Molecule: messenger RNA, 1282 nt
Organism: Oryza sativa Japonica Group (Japanese rice)
Lineage: Eukaryota; Viridiplantae; Streptophyta; Magnoliopsida; Poales; Poaceae
Product: heterogeneous nuclear ribonucleoprotein 1
Biological process (GO): regulation of translation
Cellular component (GO): nucleus
Molecular function (GO): mRNA binding
Source: RefSeq, a predicted model, not a curated record
AUCGCAAUUAGCCCUAACCCCCUUUCUUCCUUUUCUUCCUUCCUACGCACACGCACGCAGCCGAGAGCAACGGCAGCGGCAACGGGGGGCGGUCUCGCCGGAGGCGGUCACGGGGGGAUCGAUGCUGGAAGAGAGGAAGCUGUUCGUGGCGGGCCUCCCGCAGCAGACGCGGGAGGGCGACCUGCGGGGCCACUUCGCCCGGUACGGCGAGGUGGUGCACACCCGGGUGGUGCUCGACAUGGCCAGCGGCAACAGCCGCGGCUUCGGCUUCGUGGAGUUCGCCGACGAGGCGGCGACGCUGAGGGCGCUCGCCGACGACGAGAUGCCCAACCACGUCUUCCGUGGCCGCAAGGUUAUGGUUAUGGAGGACCUAUUGAUUAUUCAUGUUAUGCUUAUGGAGGACCAAUUGGACAUCAGCAUGAUCUUGUGGGUUCUUACUAUUAUGCUAAAGAUUAUAGCAAAACUACUCCUAUCGACCUCGAUACCACAGAUACCACAAAGAAAUGACUUGCUGCGGCAGCGUCGGUCCUGGAUGGGGCGGAGGUGAUGGGUAGCGCCUUGUGAGGAUGGUGCUCCGAGAAGACUGUGCGGUUGGUGCCAACGCCGACGCGGAACGGGGUGGUGAGUGCGAAGCCAGCAGCGGAACGGGGUGGUGGGUGCGAAGCCGUCAGCGUCCAACAGGAGCGAGGUGGAGCCGAGGAGUGUGAGGUUGCUCGUCCACGAGAUGUGCUGGUAGGAGGCGCCGGUCCCUUAUUUCCUCUGCCAUCAGCACAACCCCCUACGGCGCCGGCUUGGAGAUCGGGCGGAGGCUUCCCAAGACGAUGACGCCUCUUGCUCCUUCCUUCCAUGGCUUCGGUUGGGACGAUACGAGACGGUAACGGACGAGGACGUAGGCAGUGGAGGCGGUGACCCGGCGGGCGGGAGGCCUCUCCGUCCACUGGCGGAAGAGGCGACGACACAGCGGGCAGAUUCCGGUGGAUCAGAGAGUAUUCAGGGAAAGAGAGAUAGGGGAAGAAGGCAUGGGCCCCACUGAUGGUAAGCCGGCUUUGGCUGGCCAUGUUUGGUUAGUGAAGGAGGUUUGGCUAGGGAGAUGGCUUGGCCAUCUAGAUUGUAAGUCUGUUGGAAUCCAUUUUUUAUUUAAAAUUGUUAAAUUUUGAUUUGGAGAGUAGGAUAGCAACACUGCUGAAGAUGCUUACUCCUAUGUUUAAUGAAGCAGAAACUAGUGGCGCUGUAAAUGUCACUUCUCUCUUAAACUAGUCGCGCUGUAAAUGGCAUUUUUCUC